This is a messenger RNA of Poecilia latipinna (sailfin molly), 3317 nucleotides long. Its product is annotated as F-box only protein 40-like. The transcript has 9 exons. The coding region runs from base 412 to 2433 and encodes 673 amino acids. NCBI's taxonomy places the organism in Eukaryota, Metazoa, Chordata, Actinopteri, Cyprinodontiformes, Poeciliidae. Gene Ontology annotation, molecular function: zinc ion binding; ubiquitin protein ligase activity; protein binding. The record is from RefSeq and is a predicted model, not a curated record. Gene Ontology annotation, cellular component: cytoplasm.
UCUUAAAUCAGGAAAUAUAUUAAUAUUUAUAAUCUUUUACUGCUGCAUUAUAAAUAUUAUUUAUUAGCAAAAUCUGAUCCGUCAGGUGAUAUUCACAGCUGUAAUAUUUAAUCCAUUAUAUCACUUCCUGUGCAUGUUAUUGGUUGCAUUUAUUGUCACAGAUCAUAAAACGUUUGUUCACAUUAAUUCAGACGUGGAUAAAGAUUUUGAAAAGGUUUAAAUUUUAAAUGAUCUGCUGCAGCGUGACGCUGGCUGGGGUGGGGGGGUCAUUUCUCCUUGGGAGCCUGCUCACUGCUCCUUGGCUAAUUUUAACCUGCCACCUCAAAGCGCAGACCUGAUAGCAACGUUAUAAAACCAAGGAGACAAACCGACACGUCUGGCCGGCGAUUUGGAUAGAAAAAUCAGUCAAAUAUGAGUCACCGUUCUCGUGGCUCCAGGGUCCGGCAGCAUCUCCACUGUGACUCCUGCUACAGCCGGCGCUGCAGGGCUCGGGUGGAGCCUUCUGCCAGCUGCGCUCUCCUUCCCUGCCGUCUGCUUUGCGGAGCGGUUUUCCACCUGUGCAAGGAGGAGGAGCACCUGCUGCUGUGCCCCAACGUGAGGGUGCCGUGCCUCAACGCCCAGUACGGCUGCCCGGUCCAGCUGCCCCGCUCCUCGCGGGCGGCUCACCUGCAGGUGUGUCCGGCCAGCGUGGUUUGCUGCUCCAUGGAGUGGCUGCGCUGGCCGGUGGAUGACACAAACCCAAAUAACUUCAACGCCAUGCAGGACAACAUGAUGAAGGAAAGGGAGACGCACGGCGAGGCUUUGGAUGUUGCUAUGGCUCUAGUUGACCAGUCAGACUUGUACGCCCGCCUCAAAAUGAAGCCUCUGUAUCCAGAGCUUAUGGAGCAAGAAGAAGAGGAGGAUAUAAAGGAGGAGAGCAGAGAGGAGGUCGCAGUCGGAGGUGUUCAAGACCAAAACCCAAGUGAAGCUCUUCCUAUAAGCAGCAUGUCUGAAAGUCAUGCUGCAGAAGAAACUGCUCAGAGUGUUGCACAACCUCCAGUGAUCAACAUGGAGAAGUACAAUCUGUUUGAGAUGAUGUUCAGCAUGGAGAGAGGCGCCUGCGCCGUCGCUCAGGAGAAUUUGGAAAAUCCAAAACAAAAACAAAAACCAGCCGACAAGGGAAGAAGCCAGAAGGGACCAGCAGGACAGCGGCAGGACAAAUCCAGUCCCAGAAGCUGCCCUCCACCUGACACCAGCAAGACGGGCCUGGCCCCGUGGCAGGAGGGGGUUCUGGAGCGUCUGGGGCAGGAGCUCACCCCCCAGGAGUACAACAUGUACGUGGUGCAUCACGGACGCAUGCUGCUGGCCUUCGGGCAGAUUGAGGCCUGCACUUCCAGGGAGAAGGACUUUGUCUACGGCAGUCUGGAGCCCAUUCCAGUCCAGACGCUGCACUCUUUCAAGGUGCCUGUGAGUUAUCGUUACAAGAGGCGGGUUCAUCUGAACGAGACGGCUGCUCGGGUGCAGACUGAGCAUCGAAGCGUGGACACAUCAGACCUGGGAGCUGGUGAGGAUGACUGGUUUGGAGAUGAAGCCGAAGAAACGCUGCUGGGCUACGCUGAGAUGGCAGUCAUGGGCCACAAGAUCAGUGAGACAAAGGGAGCAGACGGGCUGUAUGUGGACUUUGGCACGCAGACGCACUCUUUCCGCACGGCGCCCUUCAAGCGGAGGACGACCUUGGCGGACGUGAUGGUGGACCGGCCGCUGAAGCUUCUUCUGCAGCUUCAGGCGGAAACCGUGAACAGCAGGAACAACAGAGCCAGCUGUGCGUUCACGUUCCUCUGCGGUCACACCUUCCACCGCAGAGAGUUCGCCACACACUUCAGGAAUGUGCACAGCGACAUCCAGAUGUGUCUGAGUGAAUGGUUUGAGCAGCAGUGCCCCCUGGCGUACCUGGGAUGCACCUACAGGCAGAGGAGGUUUCAUCCCUCCACACAGAAAGCCACCGUCACCUACAAUCAGCAGCUGAGGUGUUUCAACUUGCGUCCAGACGUUCUUCCCUCUCUGGACGGCAAAGCUGGAGACGGGGAGGACCGUCUGAGCUCGCUGCCCUACGAGGUGCUGUGCCACAUGGCCAGCUUCCUGGACAGCCAGUCCCUGUCCCAGCUGGCCCUGGUGUCCCGCCUCAUGAGGCAGGUCUGCUCCUCCCUGCUGCAGGACAGAGGGAUGGUGACGCUCCGCUGGGAGAGGACCAGCUCCUCACACGGGAGAGCCAAGUGGAAGUCCAAACCUGUGUGGGAGUUCAGUCAUCUGUUCUCUGCUGUGGAUUCAUGGAACAUGGCCGACAUACCUCCGAUUUCUGCUCAUCUGAAAGUCUGUCCUUACUAUCAGAAAACUGAGCAGAAGGAACGGGUUGCUCUCCCCUUCCUUACUGAAAAACAGCAGAAGAGUCCGUAGGGUCAGAGUCUCCUCAAACACUUUACAGGACGAAGAUGACAGCAGUGAAGAAGAACCUCUGCUUGUUGUGUUUAACUUAAACCGAUUUAUAUUCAGAUGUUGCAUUGCAUUUAAGAUAUGUUUUAGUUUUAUCUUGUGAGAAUCUCCGAACUCAUGCGCACAGCGCUGGAUGGCAAAAAGACGAACAUUUCCGUCAAUUAAAUGAGACAUGGAGAUGUAGGUAUUAUUAAUUUAAUGCUAUGCGACACAGCAAAGGUUGCAUAGCACUAAGCUAAGCUAAACUCCUUGUGUUUUCCUAAGUCUUGGUAGUUUUAGUGUUUUCUCUCUUUGUGGCAGAAUGUUCUGCGUUGAGGAACUCGGUGAAUUGAGGAGUAGGGUUUCAGUCCUCACAACAAGAUGUUUUUGUCAAUUUAAUGAUACCGAGUAUGUGGAAAAGUUUCUACUUCCUGUUCCAUAAAGAACAUGGAUGAGGAGUUUAGUUUACUUAAGAAGAAGUUGGCAGAGUCCUGACCUGAACCCAAUAAAACUCUUAUGCAGUGAGUAAGAAUGGAAGACGUGAGCGAGGCCUGGUUGUCCAACAUCAGUGUCUGACCUCACAAAUGUGCCUCUGGAAAAAUGGUCAGAAAAACUGUGGAAAAUCUUCCCAGAGGAGUUGAAGCUGUUGCAAAAGGUUGGGCUGGGAUAAUUUUAAUCCUUAUAAGACCAGGAUAUUUUAUGUUCAGAUAUGAGUGAAUAUUUUUUGGUAUUUGUGUGUAAUAAAAAGCUGUAAUGUUUUGUUUGAAAUCUUAAAAAUAAAAAGGCCUUUUCUUUAACUGUGAAAUGUCCAACAUGUUUUCAAAUCAAAGUCAGACUCAUGUCUGCAUAAUAAAGCCCCUCCUCCUUGU